This is a messenger RNA of Lingula anatina, 1802 nucleotides long. RefSeq names its product T-complex protein 1 subunit zeta. The record is from RefSeq and is a predicted model, not a curated record. Gene Ontology annotation, biological process: protein folding. Gene Ontology annotation, molecular function: ATP-dependent protein folding chaperone; ATP hydrolysis activity; ATP binding. Lineage: Eukaryota; Metazoa; Brachiopoda; Lingulata; Lingulida; Lingulidae.
UCGCUUCUUCCGAGAUUGCCGCCAGGCGACACUGUUGAUCAAGAGUGCAAGAUGGCUGCUGUCAAAGCGUUGAAUCCCAAAGCCGAAGUUGCCAGGGCUGCACAAGCUUUAGCGCUUAAUAUAGGCGCAGCUCGUGGUCUCCAGGAUGUUCUUAAAAGUAAUCUUGGUCCAAAGGGAACGAUGAAAAUGUUGGUGUCUGGUUCUGGAGACAUAAAAAUGACCAAAGAUGGAAAUGUGCUGCUUCAUGAAAUGCAAAUCCAGCAUCCCACAGCAUCUCUGAUUGCACGUGUAGCCACAGCUCAAGAUGACAUCACUGGUGAUGGCACUACAUCAAAUGUCCUCAUUAUUGGAGAACUACUAAAACAAGCUGAUGUGUACAUAUCAGAGGGUCUUCACCCAAGACUAGUGACAGAAGGGUUUGAGCUAGCCAAGACCAAAGCAUUAGAGGUAUUGGAGUCUAUAAAAGUAGCUAAGACCAUGGACAGAGAUAUGUUGAUAAAUGUUGCUAGAACAUCCCUGAGGACCAAAGUGCAUCCUGAGCUGGCUGAUGUUUUAACAGAGCAUGUUGUAGAUGCAGUUUUAGCUAUACAAAAGCCUGAAGAACCAAUUGAUUUGCACAUGGUAGAAAUCAUGGAAAUGAUGCACAAAACUGAUAUGGACACCACACUUGUAAGAGGAAUUGUAAUGGAUCAUGGUGCCCGUCAUCCUGACAUGAAGAAGAGAAUAGAAAAUGCCUACAUCCUCACCUGUAAUGUGUCAUUAGAAUAUGAGAAAAGUGAAGUAAAUUCUGGGUUCUUCUACAAGAGUGCUGCAGAGAGGGAAAAGCUUGUGCAGGCAGAGAGAGAAUUUACUGAUAUUAAGGUUGCCAAGAUUAUUGAGUUCAAGAAGAAAAUGUGUGAUGGCACAGACAAAAAUUUUAUAAUCAUAAACCAAAAGGGUAUUGAUCCUAUGUCUUUGGACAUGCUGGCCAAGGAAGGAAUUGUUGCCUUGAGAAGAGCCAAGAGGAGAAACAUGGAACGGUUGACCUUAGCCUGUGGUGGCAUGGCCAUGAACUCCCUAGAGGAUUUGACCCCAGAUUGCUUGGGAUAUGCUGGCCUUGCAUAUGAGCACACACUAGGUGAAGAGAAGUUCUUUUUCAUUGAGGAAUGCAAGAACCCCCGCUCAGUGACUGUUGUGAUCAAGGGACCAAACCGUCACACUGUGGCUCAGAUCAAGGAUGCCAUUCAUGAUGGCUUGAGAGCUGUGAAGAAUGCUGUGGAAGAUGGUUCAGUUGUCCCUGGAGCUGGUGCCUUUGAGAUUGCAGCACAUGCAGAGCUGUUCAAAUACAAGGAGACAGUCAAAGGGCGUGCCAGGCUGGGUAUCGCUGCAUAUGCCGAAGCCUUAUUGGUAAUACCCAAAACUCUAGCCAGAAAUUCUGGUCUGGAUGCACAGGAGACUAUUGUGAAGCUACAGGAGGAGUAUGCAUCAGCUGGACAGCCUGUGGGCAUUGAUUUAGCCACAGGUGAAUGCCUAUUACCUAUGGAUGCAGGUAUUGUAGACAACUACAGAGUGAAGAGGCAACUGUUACACUCCUGCACUGUGAUAGCCUCUAAUUUAUUGCUGGUGGAUGAAAUCAUGAGAGCUGGAAUGACAUCUCUCAAAGGCUGAUGAAACCCAAUGUUUCUGGGACUGUUGUAUUAGAUAGAGAGUGCAGUGUUUUGUGACUCAGAUGUACAGAAAACAACAGGAACUGUAUGAAAAUAGUUUUACAUAAUCGAAACAUCAUGCCAAUAACAAAUUAAGGGGACUGCCAGGGAAAAGUU